Bursaphelenchus xylophilus (pine wood nematode) is the source of this 7609-nucleotide messenger RNA. Lineage: Eukaryota; Metazoa; Nematoda; Chromadorea; Rhabditida; Aphelenchoididae. The record is from the annotation of a GenBank genome assembly.
AUGUGGCCUCGAACGGUCGCCUUUCUUUUCGUGCUCCUGACCGUCGGUCUGGAAGCCAAAUCUUAUCGACAUUUCGAGAGAUUAUUCGAUUCAUCGGAGGAGGAAAUCCAUGGGAAAGUCCAUCAGAAAUUAGACACGGUAAGAGAUUUAGAAUGUAUUCAUGUUGGUUUUUCCUUGAUCAACAGAACAAAAGUUAUUUUUGAUAUUGGACUGAAGAAAUAUAUUUCAGACGUCCUUUCAAUACCAUGUCAAAACCCUUUGUCAUAAUGACAAGAACAACUCGGUCUAUUUGAUCGAAGGAUCUGAUUGUGCGAACAAGAUCGCAGUCGGAAAAUACAGUAACCAAGUCAAUUCCACCGGUUGGGGUAUUCUCGAAGUGGAGACCUUCCCCGAAUUCACCGAUGAGGUCCAAGCUUAUGCAGCUGGAGUUGUGGAAGGAUCGUUGACCAAGCUCCAGAUCUAUUACCAUUUUCGGAAUACCAUUGAGGGGAAUUGCAAUGGAGCCAACAGGGAUUACUGUAAGAGGCUUUACAGAUACCUGAGAUCUAAUCUUGAUUGGGUUCAAAGUCAAGUUCUGAAUCCCGCGCUGAAGGAUGAUCCGUACUGGAGACAAGUGGGUGAAAGAAAAGUUUAAUCAACUGGAAAUGAUUUAGGUUAAUCUAACUUAUACUCAAGUCACUGGCAUCUACCAUGGCUACCACAACAACAAAGAUUUAGACCCAGCCGUUGAAUUCGAAAUCACCCCUAUUCUGUAAGUGGUUUCAAAAUGAAACGAUCGGCCUCUCUUUCAGUAUGUUGCAGAUCGCAGGGGAUCUUUUCGACCUCGCUCAUCUUCUGAAGAAGCCAAAACAAGUCUCCGACGACCCCGAUCCAGGACAUUGCACUGGAUUUGUCAAGUUGACCAAGGGAAACAAGGAUCUGAUGAUCUCCCAUGUCUCCAUGUCCGGUUAUAACACCAUGAACAGACUGAUGAAGCUCUACAAGUUUGCCUAUGGUGAGAAUAAUUGAUGCCUCAAAUUUAAUUAUCGCAUUCGUCUAGAAGAUAAGGUCGUCCUUUACACGCCGUUUAUCGCUUCAUUAUCAGCUAAAUUGUGCUUUUUCAGACAAGACCGUCGUACCCGGGCAUACCUACUCGUUCUCUUCAUACGCUGGUGCUCUCGUCUCUCAGGAUGAUUACACUCUUAUCAGUUCUGGAUUGGUAAGGAAAUUGACAAAGUUGGACACCAGAGAAGAACUGACCGAACCGUUGUAAUUGAAAAAACUUUUAGGCCACUAUCGAAACGACCAUCUCCAUCUUCAAUGAAUCUCUCUACACUAGCAAUUACAUGAACCCUAAGGGACAGCUCCUUUGUUGGGUCCGAUCAACCAUUGCCAAUCAACUGGCAACCUCAGGAAAAGAAUGGGUAAAACUGUUUGGGAAGUACAACUCCGGAACUUACAAUAACCAAUGGACCAUUUUGGAUUACAAUAAAUUCAGUCCAGGUGGGCUAUUUUUUAAAAUAUUAUAUGAAACUAACAAGAGAAGGACCCAAGUGCGACGGCCAGAUUUUCUUUAAAUUUUGUACACACGCCUGACAUAGGCCAAAUAUUAAUUCCUGAAAGUUUUAGCUCGCGCUUUGCAGACGCAACAGAGAUAUUCAACGAUCGUUGCGCCCGAAAGAGCGCGCGAAAGGCGGAGUGCGAUCAGAAAUGAAAAACUGUUUGGCCGUAUCUCCGCCACUUUCGCAUGGAGAAAAUUGAUUUUUUGUGAAACCAUUAUACUCUACGUUAAAAAAUGCAUACAAAAUUUUUAAUCUCAAAAUUUGCAGAAAAUUUGCAUUUUUUACAUCUUUCGAUCUAAAAAUCUCUGUCGUUUCUGCAAAGCGCGACCUAGGAAUGCCUCUUAAAAAAUGUUUCUAAAUUUGCGACAAGUUUUAUUAACAAGGAAAGUCACUUAAGUCACGGAUCGAUUUUUAAAAACGACUGUUACAGCGAUGGGGAGGGUACGACGGAGAUAUCAAAUCUGAAAACCGCUACCUCCACCGGCCUCUGGGAGCCGAGAUAAUCGACCAAAAAGGUUUGACCAAAAAAAGCUGCCCCGAGUAGUCCUCUCUUACGAAAGAAGGAGGGAAGAGAACCGAAUGGUCCGGUGGUCUGGAAGCGCGCCUCCAGGCCAUGACCUUUUCAGGUUCGAAUCCGCAUGGGUCAAAUAAUUUAUUAAACUUUUCCUGUGAUCCAGUAAAUUUAUUUUUAGAUUUUUUGCAUAUUUUACGAUAAAAUUUCAGAGUAAUAAUUUAAAUGCGCGUUCCAAACGAUUUGAAUUUUCAAGGUUGAAAAUUCACCGUGAAAUAGGCAAAAAAUCAAAAAUAAAUUAGCAAAUUUACUGGAUCACAGCAACUGCUUUACAAAUUUUUCACAAGUUCGAAACCCACGCGGAUUCGAACCUGAAAAGGUGAAGGCCCGGAAUCGCGCUUCCAGACCACUGAACCAUUCGGUUCGCUGGGUUCUCUUCUUUCGGAAGGAAGAAAUGUUCGGAAGAAUUUGGUCAAACCUUUUUGGUCGAUUAUCUCGGCUCCCAGAGGCCGGUGGAGGUAGCGGUUUUUAGAUUUGAUAUCUCUGUCCUACCCUCCCCAUCGCUGUAACAGUCGUUUUACAAAAUCGAUCCGUGAUUUAAGUGACUUCCCUUGUAAGGUCGGAACGUCACACUUGAUGUACUUCCCCUGUAAGUUUAACACGAGCUGUAAUUGUGCAGUAUGGUCUGUACGGAAUUCUUAUCCCCUUUUCAGGAAAAGAAUUGCCGAACAACGACGUCUUGUGGAUUCUCGAACAAACCCCUGGCUACACUGAAUCGCGCGAUGUAACUUGGUUCCUCCGCAAGUUUGGUUAUUGGCCAUCCUAUAACAUUCCCUACCAGACCAAGGUCUCUGAGAUCAGUGGCUUCGACGAGAAGGGCAGCCAACUUGACUGGUGGAGAUGGGGCUACUCUCCACGAGCUAAGAUCCUCGAACGUGAUCACGAUAAAGUUGUUGACAUUCCGACCUUGUUCAAGUUAAUGAGAUACAAUAAUUACACGCAGGACGAGUUCAGCAAAUGUGCAUGCAAUCCCCCAUACACUGCAGAGGCCGCCAUCUCUUCUCGAGGUGACCUUAACCCAGCCAACGGAACCUAUGUUAUCGAAGGAAUGGGGCACAGAAAUCAUGGAAGUCUGGACUAUAAGGGCACAAACUACGAGCUGUUUAAGAAACUGCAGAUUCACACCGUUGGAGGACCUACUUACGAUCCUUUACCUCCGUUCAGGUACGUCUCUUAAAGUAAACUGAUGAUAUGUCCAAAUCAUGAUCUUUUCCGCCAUAUUUUAGCUGGAAUACAACUGAUAUUGUUGCCCCUCACUACGGCCAGCCAACCCUCUGGAAGUUCCAACCUUUUAUCACUGAGUGGGAGACCAAAGUUAGCGCCGAGCUUCAUAAAACCAACAAGAAAUUUGACAAAUACUUCGACGAUAUGUCUGAUGAGUCUUUAGAGACGAUAUUUUAAUGUUUUUAAAGAAAGAAGUAAAGUUUUAAACAAUCUAAGCAAUUUACAGUAGCAUCAAAUAACUGAAAACGGAGUGUACGCAGAGCCGUGAAACUGUUACUGUAUACCCUUUGAGGUGCUAAAUAGAAAUCCAACGGAGGUGGUCUUAAGCCGCCAGGGGACUCUUUUCACGGUAUAGUGGAUUUAGACGAAAACUACCAAUCUGUGGUCCCGGGUUCGAGUCCGGGUGGGCGCAAAUCACUGGAAAUGGCCGGUGAUGACUUGAAUGGGCGGAAUAUGCAGGAUUAAGCUUAUUUUAGGUACGUUGGAUAAGAUGCAGACAGUGCUCAAAUUUUUUUGGGGAAAAAAGUCGAAUAUUCGAAUUUUGGACGAAUCAUACAUGUAUUUUUCGCUGCGUCUUUGUGUCCAUGACAUAAUAAUAACUUAUUCGUAGUGUUUUAUGGAGUUUUCAACAAAUAUUUUUUUUUUAAUUUUUUAAUAAUCCUACAGUAGGAAAAAAACAAGCAGAACACAAAGUCACGCACUUUCAAAUGCGGAGUGGAGAAAGUUCGAAUCGUAACUUUUGGUCGAUUGUCACGGCCGUUCCGGGCGUUUCCUUGGCAUUAGAUAGUCUAAAAAUAAUGGGCCAACGAUAAUCCCUGCAACUUUUUCUGGUCUUGACGUUCCGCCCGUUCCUGUAUAUUGUUUUAUGGCAUUGAAGGAGGCGUCGGCCGCCCUGCUGGGAGAAAUUGGAAUUCACAAAUAUGAAAAGCGACGAUUUCUCGGCGACUGAGGAGAACGCUGGGAGGGGGGAGUAAUCUCGAAAGUAAGGGCCUUACUUCCCUCGCCCUAAUCCGCCGUCCUUAUCACUCGGCCCGGUCCAAAUCCGCUUUACACGCUGAAUCGAAUAUAAAACUGUUACAUUUGCUCGCUGCGGUUUUUUGUUUGCGGGUUCGGAUUACUCGACUCACUGGAGGUGGAUGCCCAUGAAUAUUACCCCGUUUAUUGGCAGGUGGUUUUUGCCCACAAUUUUCUCGCCCGAAGAGAAUUCGGAUGAUAUUCGGCACUGUACUUGUUGUUUUUAUUCUUUUUCAUUUACAUAUUGCCCGCAGACGUAAUUAAUUCGACAUAUUUCUGAGGCAAUGAUCACUGUCCGAGACCUGACUUGCCUCUUCCUCUUGUUUUUGCGGUUUUUAUAAUGUUUAAAAAAAUUCUUGUUACAGUAGGAGAAAUUUACUGGGACUUACGAACAGCAAGACCAGAGCUCGUGGUCCUCGAGAAGUUGUGAUUCCUUAUCUCGAGAACGCUCCCAAGAUUAAAUUAGGAAAUUUGGAGACCGUCGAGAGUGCGGAAUUGGGUUUCCGGUAGGGUGUGAAGAGACUGCAAUAGGAGAAGGGAAGAAGUUGGCACAUCUUUAUUUCCAUUCCAAAUAAAAGAAUCUUAUUAGAAACGGGCCGAGGAAUCCUGCUUCAGAUCAGGAUUUAACAGUUCGCACCAUUCGCGGGAUGGGUUCGGGAGUUCCGGUGGGUUUGACCGCCAAUUACAUCGGCCGCCCCUCCUCUUUCCCCAAGGCCUUCCAGCCCCCUUUAUGGCCCGUAUAAACGGAUUUUGAUGUUUUUCUACGAGCCGGAAAAUUAAACGCUUGAGCCGCGAAUUUUGAGAAGGAAAUAAACGGUAAAUAAAGUUGGUCUGGCCCCACAAACUCCCAUUUAUCAUGACUAAUGUCAGUCAUGAUGCCCGAGGGCAUGCCUAAUCUGCUUACCUCCUUCAGUGUUACUGAUUUCCUCUUGUUGUUCUAGUAUAAUUGUUUUGUUUGUAAAAACCGCUCCAAUAAUCCCGAAUGUCUCAUAAAACACGUUAUGAUGACGGCCUCUCCUCCCAUCUUCCUUUCGAAUGCAAUAUGUCUUUAUAAGACCGGGAAGCGCGGGACGAGAUUAAAGGUCGUGUCAAUUGUCGCGGUAGAGACUUCAUUGCACGCCUUCCCCGUCCACACUCCGUGCGGGCACGGCCUCCAAAUAAUUAAGGUUUUGACUUCUUUGGGUCUGCAACUCUGCCCGGUCCUAACUGGCCCAAUUCCUAAACAAGUCCUCGGCGGCGCGGGGUUUGCGGCGAUGAACUUGGGCAUACGUUAUUUUUUAACUCGCGCUUGAGCAGGUAAUUCCCUUUUCCGAACUGUUGGGGGGAAUUCCGGAUGAAACUUUCUAACCGCUGUCCGCUCUUUAAAGAUGUGCUAAUGUCAUGGCGGACCCCAACAGAUCCAACAGUUCCGAGCCGUCGGAGGCGCGGACUUGUGCGCAAUGGGAGCGCCUUUUCUCGGCCAUCAACCACUACUUUCGGGACGAUGAUAUUCUUCAAGGAAGCGAGCAUUCCUCGGUCGAAGUGGGUCUUAAUUUCAUUACUAAUGCAUCAAGUUCACCUUGGGUUCUAUUUGGGUCCUAAUCCGUCUAUUUUAGAGCGGAUACGUCAUAGUUGCAGCUUAUGUUCUGGUUAUUUCGCUGGGUAUUUUUGGAAAUGCCCUUACAAUCGUGGCUAUUUUGAGGAACAAGCAGAUGCGGAAUGUCAGGAACUUCUUCAUCCUAAAUCUUGCCUUAUCUGACUUUUUUAUUUGCACGGUUACAGCGCCCAUUACCUUGUACACGGUGCUGUACAUGUUCUGGCCGUUCGGGACGGCGUUGUGCAAGAUUGCCGGCUCAUUGCAGGGUUUCAACAUAUUUUUGUCCACCUUUUCCAUUACUGCCAUCGCAUUGGACAGGUGAGGCGGGAUGAUUAAAUUUUGGGGUUCUCGCAUACUAGAUUAAUGUUGUCUUUGUCAUGUUUAUUUAAUCAGCCAUUUCCAGAUACGUGCUGGUGAUAUUUCCCACAAAAAGAGAGCGCCAACAUAAUCUGUCGUUGCUCUUCUUCUCCUUAAUUUGGUUAAUCUCAAUCCUGUUGGCCUUGCCGCUCUUCGACGCCUCGGAUUUGAAUAUCAUCUUUCAAGACAAGAACUGCGGCAUCUCCUUGACCAUCUGCCAUGAGCAGAACGAGAAAUGGCAAAAGGUCAGUUCAACCGGGCCGAGUACACAUUCCCAUUUUUUCUGACAAUUAUCAGAGACAUACGUCGUUCGGACGAUUAAAAACUAAUAACAAACACCUUCAGAUGGCCAUCACGAAGGAGGUCUACACAGUGGGGGUUCUGUUCGUCCAGUACGCCUUCCCCCUCACCUCCAUUGCGUUUGCGUAUUCGCGGAUCGCCAGACGGAUGGGCGCCCGAUUUGCAGCCAGAAACUCGUUACUGCCCAAUAACGACUCGUUGUUGAAUCAGCGACGGAAGUAAGAAAAAUUAAUUGAAGUUUUGUAUGCAAUUACGUCUAAUCCGAAUUAAUUCUGGUUAUUGUCGGGGAUCCAGAUGGUUGAAUUGGUUUCCAAAAAAACAAAUUUUCCCGUCCUGGGGAUGUUUGAACGUAGAAGACGAAUACCUGGGAUCUCCACUCAUGCAUACAUACCGAGAAAGGGGAUUAGGCUCGAGGGUUUGGGGGUGAGAGAGAGAGUACAGUCAAUACAGUCUUUAGAGGGCAAGAUUACAAUUACAUCAGAUUUAAAAUCAUCGAAACAUACAGUACCGUCAUUCCAGAUCGAUCGCUGAUCGUCACAGAAGGACCCAUUUCUUGAUGGUAACCCUGGUUGUGGUGUUCGCAAGUGCCUGGCUUCCCUUGAACAUCUUCCAUCUUAUCAAUACAUUCAACAUUGUGCAACGAUUUUCCGUGCCAACCUUUGCGUUUUGUCAUGUCACAGCGAUCUGCUCGGCAUGUCUAAAUCCCCUCAGUUAUGCCUUCUUCAACCAAAACUUCCGGACCGAAUUUGUGGCGAUGUUUGAGAGUCUGGGAUUAAUGUAAGUGUCUCCCUCCGAGUGUUUAUCAGCCUCUCCAGAAAACUGCAUGACCAAAUAAAUAAAUGGCUCAAAUGGAAUCAGAAGCCGGCCAGUCCGAUGCCAUCGACGGAAAAGACCGGCUACAAGUUGAGAGAGACCGAAUCCGAGAAUUGUUUGAAUCACAUGGCACAAGAGCUGGGAAGAAGUCCGUCUCAAGUCAUGGUGAUCACCAACACCUGAUCUCCCUUCAAAUUAUAGGCUUCUCUAUGA